This is a messenger RNA of Prorocentrum cordatum, 5865 nucleotides long. NCBI's taxonomy places the organism in Eukaryota, Dinophyceae, Prorocentrales, Prorocentraceae. The record is from the annotation of a GenBank genome assembly.
AUGGAGAACUACGUGAUCGGCGUGUACGGAGAGAGUUUUCGCCCUGUUCUUCGGUGGGCAGCCGAAGCCGAACGCCCCGUGACGAUCGAGGGAGCUCGGGCGGUGCACGACGGAGUUCCAGAGCUGGAGACCAAGGUCAACCAGCUGUACGCGGCGCUGAUCAGCACGACGGCGGACGGCAGCGAGAGCAACGACCUCGUGACGGGCGCCCCCGACGGGAACGGUCUCGAAGCCUGGCGGAAGCUCCACCGCAGGUGGGAUCCGACGACAGGCCCGAGGAAGAGGCUGAUCCUGAGGUCGAUCAUCUCGCCUCCGAAGUGCAGCGCGGACGAGCUGGGGUCCGCCUUAGAGAAGUGGAUCCAGCAGAUAGGCAGGUACGAACGCCGCCAAGGAGAAGAUGGUCUGGCCGAGCUGCCGGAGGAUAUCAAGAUGGCGGCCCUCGAGAUGCUCGUGCCUCAGGACAUCGAGAACCACCUCGUACUCAACAAGCAUCGGCUCGUAACGUUCCAGGACAGUCUGAACGAGGUAAUGACGAUCGUAGAGGCUCGGACCGGCGUGAAGAUCAAGGAGCCAUCGAUCCGUGCGCGGGCGCAUCAUCCGGACGACAUGGACGUCGGAUCGUUCGGAGCCCCGAAAGGCAAAGGCAAAGGCAAGGGCAAGGACGGCAAGAGCAAAGGGAAAGGCAAGACUCAGGAGCCGAAGGGGAAGAGCAAAUCGACGAACGGAUCAUACUCAGGGCACACGGCACCUCGAAGCACCAGCGGGCGCUUCGACGGCUACUGUCGGAACUGCGAGAGAUGGGGCCACAAGGCAUCCGACUGCUGGAGGAAAGAGCAGGGAUCGAGUACGAGGGCUGGAACUGGAUCCGCAACGGGGGCAAGCGCUGGUGGUAAAGUCGGUAGCCGCGGCGGCAAGGCCGGCGGCAAGGCGGCAGGCAGCCUGGAGGAGGAGCCUGAAGCGGAGGUCGCCGCUCUGGACAUGGGCAGCUUGGACUGCCUGGAGCUCGCCAGCGGCAGCGGCCGCGGCAUAGCGGCGGUCGACCUCUCCCCCUUCGCGCAGGACGACUGGAUGAAGUUCAACUGGGACAGCGGUGCAGCUAUCUCAGCAUUCCCUCGGAGCUUCGCGCCGCCGACGGGAAUGAAGGGCAACGGCAGCACGUAUCGUACGGCCAGUGGUGAGCUCGUCCCGGACGAGGGCAGCUUGCAGCUCAAGGCGGAGGACGAGUACGGAGUGCUACGAGCACUCAAGGGACGCGCGACGAACGUGCACAAGCCGUUGAUCUCGGUGGGGCAGGCAGCAGGAGCUGGACAGUGUUCAUUCCUGGGUCGCAAUGGCGGCUGGAUAUUCCACGAGAAGAGCCCAAUCGGCAAGCGCGUGGUAGGCAUGCUCGAGAAGGAGGCGAAGGCGGCGAAGCACCAGAUGCUGCCGGUCUAUCGCGAGCAGGGCGUCUACAACUUCUACCUCAAGAAGGGCCAACAUGGCUCGGUUGCUCCUCUCGAGGAGGGACUUUCGGCGAAGUCGAAGUCCGAGCUAGUGGAGCUCCUCAGCGGCAAGUCGAAGGAGGAGCUGCUGGAGAUCCUCGAGAAGACAGACUUAAUACCACGGCCCCCGGCGGCAUCGGCUGCGGGGGCGGCAGCGGCGGGGUCGGGACCUUCCGACGUGAGACCGCCGGGUUUUCAGCCAGCGGCAGCUGCUGCGGCCGACGCUUUGCCAGCUGCUCCUGAUGGACAGCAGGCCGACGAGGGCGAGGAGGAGGCUCGCCCGAGAGUGCUGAAGGCACCUCAUGAGCCCUCUCAGAGGGAGAUCGACGAACACGAGGCGAUGGGACACGCGACUUAUCGCAGCUGGUGUCGCGUGUGUAUUGCGGCAAAGGGCCAAGGCCAGCCGCAUCUCCGCGCACCGGAGGACGACGAGACGGCGGUGCCGGUGGUCUCGUCCGACUACGCCUUCAUGGGCCAGGACGACGCGGACACCAUGCCGAUGCUGGUACUUAGGGAUCGGCGCUCGAAGAUGAUGGCGGCGACAUUCGUGGAGAAGAAGGGCGACGACGCCUACGCCAUCAAGUUCUUCGCACGCUUCUUGCGGAUCCUGGGCUACAGGAAGAUCGUCAACAAGUCCGACGGCGAGCCGGCGAUCCUGUUGGUCAAGAGGCGUGCGGUGGAGGAGGUUCCUGGCCUCGAGGCCAUUCCCCAGGAGUCGGCACCGGCCGAUCAUCAGGCCAAUGGGGAGAUCGAGGUCACGGUGCGCGAGAUUAAGAAGCAGGUGCGGGCGCUCAAGAUGGACCUGGAGUCCAAGCUGGGCGUCAAGGUGGAGGACAAGCACCCGGUGCUAGCGCACCUGCCGGAGCACGCCGCAUCGGUAAUCAACCGAUACCGGCGCGGCCAGGAUGGCAAGACCGCUCUCCAGCGGCUCACGGGACGGCAGUGGAGGAAGCCGGUCCCGCUCUUCGGCGAGCGCUUGAUGGCGCGGUUCGCCGGGGAGCGCGCGAGGAAGAACGCGCUGGAGGAGCAGAUGGUGGAGGCUCGCUACAUCGGCCACCACCCGCGCGACGGCUCGAUGAUGGUCAUCACGAGCGACGGCGCGAAGAAGGCGGUAGGCUUUCGCAGCCUGCCGCAGAGCGAGAAGUGGAUCACGGCGGGCUGGGAUGGCCUGAAGGGCCUGCCGUGGGACGUGGCUCCGCGUGCGGCAAGCGCGCCGCGGGCCAUCGUCGGACCUGGAGAGGUCGGACCGCCACCAAUUGUGGUGGUGUCGCCGCAGCCGCAGGCGCCGAGGAGGAUGUACGUCCUCAAGGCGGACGUCGAGCGGCUGGGCGCAACGCCGGGAUGCCCAGGGUGCGUCUCGAUCGCCAAGCACGGCAAGGUGCUGGCUGGCCAUGCGCACAACGCGGUGUGCAGCAAGAGAAUCUUCGAAGCGCUGGACGCUGAGGAGGCAGGCCGGGAGAGGACCGGCCAGUAUCGAGAGCGGAGGCAGGGCCAAGAGGCCAGAGUCCGACCAGCGGCAGCGGCCGCGGCAGGGACCCCUCCGCCGAAGACGGCUCGGAGGAUCACCGAGCCGGUGGCAGCGGCGGCGGCGGCAUCGGCCGCGCCGGCCGCGACCCGAUCGGCAGCAGCGCCAGCCGCGGCAGCCGCAGCGGCGCGCAUGCGAGAGAGCCAGCCGGUAGCAUCGGGCUCCGGCGGGGCGGCUCCUUCAGGAGGAGCGAGCUCCAGUUCGGGAGCAGUGCGAGCGGCAGAGGCCGCCGAGGAUGUCGACAUGACCGCGACCAGGUCGCGGCUGAAGCGCUUGGCGGAGGUGGCCCCGGAUGACGUGCCGGAGGCCCUCGAGCGCGGUGAUCCACAGCCGGCAGACGUGCCGGUACCGGUGGACAUGGAGGAUCUCGCGGCGCAGCCGGCGCCAGCGGAAGGACCUCAGCUGCCAGCUGGAGUGGCAGUCGUGUGGAACGCCAGUGAGGGGAGGCACAUGCGGGUGCUCGCCCUCGAUGUGGCGUCGAUCGAGCUGGUUGAGCUCGGAGUGCUGACGAGAGCGAAGGCGGAGUUGCUCCCGCUCGUUCGCGAACAGGUCAGCGGCCAUUGGGCCAGCGUCGGCGUGGACAUCGCCGACGAAGAAGUGGAUAGCAUCGCCCUAUCGGCGUUGCAGCUGGGCGCCGUGGACGUGGCCGAGGUGUACUCGCCACAUCGGUUCUCGGCUCGGGCAGCGGAAUUUCAGCUGCGCCCGGGCUUCGCGGCGGACCUGGAGGAACUCAAGGAGGACGGGGCGCCGUGGGACUUGCGGCGCCCCGAGGAUGUCAAGGAGCUCGAGAAGCAGCAGGAGCGGAUGGAUCCCAUCCUGCUCACGGGGUCCCCUCCAUGCGAGAAGUUCAGCUUGCUGAGGGGCCUGAGCGCCAAGUUCAGGACCGAUGAGCAGGAGGCGGCUGAGAUGGAGGAGGCCAGACACCACCUGAAGGUGGCAGUCGACGCCUACUGGCGUCAGCUCAGGAAGCCAGGCAGGUACUUCCUGCAUGAGCAUCCCUGGAGCGCGCGAUCGUGGAAUGAGGACAUCGUCAAGGAGCUGGUCGCGCAUCCAGGAGUCUUCACGGUCAAAGGCCCCAUGUGUCGGUGGGGCAUGAAGCUCACGAACCCACGCAGUGGUCAGGAGGAGUUCGCGCGCAAGGAGACCGGAUGGGUCACCAACCAUCCAGGCUUAGCCCGGAGGCUGCAGGGCACUUGCAGCAAUGUGGACGGCCGCGCGGAAUGGCAUCGCCACAUCACGCUCGUGGGCGGCAUCGCGCGGUUCGCGAAGGUCUAUCCACCGAAGUUGGUAGAGGCGGUGCUGGAGGAGCUCAAGGACACGCUGAAUGACGUGGGAGAGCUCAGCACCGCCCAGGUGCAGCAGUCGGGCCCAGUCCCUGUGGACGCGGCAGUGCCGCCCGGGGACUGGACGAGUUACUGGGACGACGUCAAUGGCGGCUACCUGGAGGCGGGCCUUGUGGCCCAGGCUCGCGCGGUCGAGCGCGAGUGGGUCAAGAAGCAGGAGCUGAUCGAGAUCGAGUCGCUUCGCAAGAAGGGCAGGAAGCCGGGCAACUUCAAGAUCGGCUUCUUCGACAUCAGCAGGGCGCACUUCUACGGGAAGGCGCAGCGGAGGAUCUUCGUAGAGCUGGAGGAGGAGAGUCGCAAGGAGUACGGCGAGGACAAGCGCGGCCUACUCCUCAAGUCCUGGUACGGCACGCAGGACGCCAGCAAGAUCUGGCAGGGCGACUACACGGAGCUGCUGGAGGAACACGGCUACAAGGCGGGCGUGUCGUGCCCAGCGGUCUUCUACAAGGAGGUGGACGAGACGAGGCUGCUGGGGCACGGCGACGACUUCGCGGUGCUGGCUCAGCAGCAGGACAUCGACAGCUUCGAGGCCACGCUGGGCAAGAAGUACGAGUUCAAGAAGACUGCGAACCUAGGCUUCGACGAGGGCGAUGACAAGCAGGCGGUCUUCCUGAAUCGGGUCAUCGAGGUCAGUGCGGGAGUUCCGCCUGGCGGUGGCCGGCCCUGCCGGCAUGCGAUGAUCGAGCCGGACAAGCGGCACGCGGAGAUCGUGAUCGACGAGUUGGGUCUCAGCAAGGCCAACGGCGUGGACACGCCGAUGGAGAAGCGCAGCGCCGACAAGCAGAUGAUGGAUGCGAAGUCGGCGGCGUUGGGAGCAGCGGAAGCUUCGCGCUUCCGAUCCCUCACCAUGAGGGUGGCCUACCUGUCUCAGGACAGGCUGGACUUGGCAGAGGCAUCAAAGACGCUCGCUAGGUCCAUGCAGACGCCAACGGAGGCGAGUUGGCUCAUGCUCAAGAGGGUUGGCCGCUACCUCAAGCGGCAUCCUAGCACGGUGACGGUUUUCACGGAGCAGAAGAUGUUCGACAAGAUCCGGGUGUACGUGGACUCCGAUCAUGCGGGCUGCGCAGUCACCCGGAAGAGCACCGGAGGCUUCGUGGCGAUGCUGGGGCAUCAUGUCGUCAAGCAUGGCAGUAAUCUGCAGUCGACGGUUUCUUUGAGCAGCGGAGAGAGCGAGUACUACGCCCUGGUGAAGGGCGGGAGCGUGGGCCUGGGCCUUCACAGCCUCUUCGCGGACUGGGGGCUGGACCUGAAGGUAGAGCUCGCCUCGGAUUCAUCGGCGGCCCGGGGCCACGUCCAACGGCGGGGUCUCGGGAAGAUGCGACAUGUUCAAUCACGAUACUUGUGGAUCCAGGAGCGCGUGGGUAAGGGCGACCUCUCGAUCGCCGCGGUUCCUGGUAAGAACAAUGUCGCGGACGUGCUGACCAAGAGAGUGGGUGGAUCCCUUUUGAGGAGACACAUGGCGACGCUCAACAUCUGGGAUCGGACACCGAGUUUGACUCAGAAGGACUUCAAGUGA